AUGGCACACCUUCUGGUCGUGUUGCUUCGUGCUCCAUUCCAAACCUGUGCCUUCCUGUACGUCUUCAUUGCUCAAGUGGUGCUGGUUCUUCUGAAGCGUCUUCUUCUGCCUCACUUUCCCAUCUACCAGAGUCUGCGUCUCCAGGUCCAGCGAGCGUACUUGUCUUCUGCCAGCCUCACCUAUCCCGAGCUUGUUCACCGACUCCCGGUCACCACGUCCGAGCAGAGGGCCCAAAGGGUGGGCAACGGCAACGGCAACGGCAACGGGUGGACGGGCUACUUGAUCCCCGGACACCACGAUCAGGAUCUCCGCCCAUUCACCCAGACCCCGCCAGAUGGCAGCAGAUGUGUAGUGCUCUACGCCCAUGGCGGUGGAUAUGCUCGAGGAGAGGCCAGAAUGUAUAUUCCCUACAUGGAACGCUGGGUUGCAUGUGCCGCGGAACAAGGAAUUCUCCUGCUCUUCCUCAGUGUGGAAUACCCGUUGACGUCCGAAGCACCGCAUCCUGCUCAGCGAGAUAGCUUCAUCAAAGCUUACCGUCAUCUUCUCGAGGUCGGAGUGUCCCCAGAAAGCAUCGUCUUCAUGGGCGACUCCGCGGGAGGCGGACUCUGCAUCCUGUCGGCACUGGAAGCCGAGAAACAAGGACUGCCACAACCUGCUGCGAGCAUUCUGAUCUCCCCAUGGAUGGAUAUGUCAUUGAGGUCAUUUCAAGGGGGAAACGCGCUCGUCGAGACCGACUACGUCGCCACCGCCAACACUUCGGUUCCCAUGUUUGUUCGAAUGUUUCUGGGCCAAGGCCAGUCCCAACACAAAGGCGACUCACCAGACGUCAAUCCUCUGUAUCGCACACCAGAGAGUCUGCGCUAUCUCAAUCCGCAACUGGUUCUAGUCGGCGCCGCUGAAUUCACUCUUCAAGAAUCCAAGGACUGGGCCGCCCUGUGUCUGAAGGCAGGCGUCGAGCAUGAACUCGUCGUCGAAUGGGGCCAACUACAUGUUUAUGCCCUCGGCUCGUCCUUCUUAGACCCUGAAGUGCGGAGGAAAACGGAUCAAAAGGUGGUGGGCUGGAUAUCAAGGCACAUCAAGUCCUACACAUAG
Messenger RNA from Capronia epimyces CBS 606.96, 1092 nucleotides. RefSeq lists its product as uncharacterized. The coding region runs from base 1 to 1092 and encodes 363 amino acids. The record is from RefSeq and is a predicted model, not a curated record. The transcript has 3 exons. Gene Ontology annotation, molecular function: hydrolase activity. Lineage: Eukaryota; Fungi; Ascomycota; Eurotiomycetes; Chaetothyriales; Herpotrichiellaceae.